Messenger RNA from Theobroma cacao (cacao), 995 nucleotides. Lineage: Eukaryota; Viridiplantae; Streptophyta; Magnoliopsida; Malvales; Malvaceae. The record is from RefSeq and is a predicted model, not a curated record.
UUGAAAAUGGAGAAGGCUCUGCUUUUUGCAAAGCUUGGCAUUUGGCUAGACGGGUUGGGCUUCCAAGUUUUGAGUCCUUUGGGCUAAUCUGAGCCUCGGCCCAUGUUUUGUUUCUGCAGCAUUGUUUUUUACUAUUUCGUUGAACUUUUUUUUAUCUCAGCGGAAGUCACAGCGGCGCCACCAGCCACCCCGCUACCUUCCUGCCUUCCUCGGUUCUUCACGACUCUUUCUUCUUCUCCGUCUUCCUCUCUCUCUCUCACGACUCUUUCAGUUUUCUUUCUUCCUCUCUCCAUAACUGCUCGAUCACAGCCGUCUUCCUAUCUCUUUCGAGCUUCACAGUUGGUCCGGAUCGUCUUUCUGUGGAGUUUCCUUGAUCGCUUUCAAGAAAUCGUUGCUUUCGAAGCAUGUUUUGAAGAUUUUCUCUCUACUGGUGGCCAUCUCUGGGCUUUGGAUUGGCCUCUUGCAGGCAUCCAUAAUACCACGAAGCCAUACUUGGUUGCUACCGAUCUACUUUAUCGUGUCACUUGGAUGCUAUGGUUUAUUAAUGGUUGGAGUUGGUCUAAUGCGAUUCCCAACGUGCCCCCAAGAAGCAUUGCUGCUGCAGCAGGAUAUCGCAGAGGCCAAGUACUUUCUGAAGCAAAGAGGGGUUGAUGUUGACUCCGAGUGAUGGUUUCUUUCUAAUUUCAGUCCUCGCCUCGAGCUUUACCAACGGGAUUGCUGUUUCCGAACCAGGUAGAAGAAUUACAGAUUGGUACUAACUUCGAAGCUUAAGAAAGGAUUACAAGCCUUUCUGAGGGAGAGCCACUUUUGGAUGCCAAGUUCUUUCAAGUGAUUUUGCCCCCUGUUAAGAACCCUGUAGAUUUCUUGUCUGUCAAUUUUCAUUUGUGAUUCUGGUGUUACACUGCCAAUGCUUGUUAUGAUAUCUUUGUAAUCCUUUGUUUUAAUCCCACAGUAUUUUUUUUUCAUUUUUAAGAAACAUAAUAUUUUUACUUUUU